GGGCGCUCUGCUUCGAACCACCCUACUCGGCCUUACGGGAGCGAGCUCCCAGGGUCCGGCCCACGGCCCGACCCCUGAGCCUGAGAGGAGAGCCCUCCUAGACCCUCUGAUCUUCUGGAACGGACCCCGCCUGUGACUGUUCAGCUCGCUCUUAGGGGAGGAGGGCCCCCAGAGCUCGGACUUUGGGCGGGGCUUGAGGAAGGGGCCCCGGGACCUCUGACCCCCGUCCGGACGGCUAGGGCAAGGAUCUCCGCUGGGUCUAACGCUCUGACCUCUGACCCAGGGACCAUCGGCUGCCGGGAGGUCCCGAGCUGCUGCAGACUGAGCAGCGAACAGAGAGGUCAGGACCCAGAACGAUCUCUGAAAUGGGCACACGGAGGAUGGCCGUGACAGGAGGAUCCGAGGGAGCGGUCACAGCGAGGCCAGCAGGCAUGCAGCGUGGUCUGGGCGCCAGAGCCCCCUUCCCAGCCAGAGGUUGCCAGUACCCGACAGUGUGCUGCACAUGUUCCCUGGCACUGAGGAGGGGCCUAUGGAUGAUAGUGCAAAACAUGGGGGCCGGGUGCGCACAUUUCCCCACGAGCGUGGCAACUGGGCCACCCAUGUCUACGUACCUUAUGAAGCCAGGGAGGAGUUCCUGGACCUGCUUGACGCACUGCUGUGCCACGCGCAGACAUAUGUCCCCCGGCUAGUGAGGAUGGAAGCCUUCCACCUCAGCCUGUCCCAGAGCGUGGUUCUGCGCCACCACUGGAUCCUCCCCUUCGUGCAGUCUCUGAAAGACCGAGUGGCCUCCUUCCAGAGAUUCUGCUUUACCGCCGACAGGGUAAAGAUUUACACCAAUCAAGAGAAAACCAGGACCUUUGUUGGGCUGGAGGUCACCUCAGGGCACGCCCACUUCCUGGACCUGGUUGCAGAGGUAGACAGGGUCAUGGAGGAGUUUGACCUCAGCACUUUCUACCAGGACCCCUCCUUCCACAUCAGCCUGGCCUGGUGCGUGGGUGACGCGUGUCUACAGAUGGAAGGGCCAUGCCUGCAGGAACUACAGGGAAUCGUGGAUGAGUUUGAAGACUCUGAGAUGCUGCUGCGUGCAUAUGCCGAGCAGAUCCGCUGCAAGUCUGGGAACAAAUUCUUCUCGAUGCCUUUGAAGUGAGCACCAGAGGUCCUCAUUGUCCUGGGCCCCUCUGCAGCCAGAGAUGGAAGAACCCACUCAGAUCGCUGGGGAUGCUGCCAGCCCUCCACUGGGGGGCCUGGCCGGAGGAGGCGCAGCUGCUCCAGGUGCUCUCCGGGAGCUGGUUCUCUUUUGGCCCCUUUGGGUUGCAGGUCGGGUACUGCUGCAUUGUGGUCUUUCCCAGAAAUCACCAGUAGAGGGCAGCCUGGGCUUCCUAGUUCUAGGUCUGUGGUGGUUAUGCAAAAAAGCAAAACAAAACAAAAAAUAGGGGUCACCUGGUGAGCCCACCCAUACUCAGCCAGAACCCCCAUGGUAGUCCCGCCAACAAAUGGCCCCUCCCCCACACCCCCUUGGGCUGUCUGCAUUUGGAUGCCACUGGCCCCCAGACGAGGGCUUUUCAAAGCCAUCAUGCUCUGUCUCAUCUCGGCUCAGGCCUGACAAAGGGUGUUUCCGCAGGCCUGUCAUGCGCCCUGCUUGAAGCAGUGUCGCUUUUAUUUAUUUAUUUUUAGUCUCACCCCCUCCUAUGCCAGUGGAGGCCAUCUCAGGGCCAAGGCCCAGGGUGCUAAUUUGUGGUUUAGCAUCAGUUUUCUCCAUUCCUUCCUCCCACUCACCCCCAGCCAGGUGCUUGGGGAGACUUGAGCAGAUGUUUCAUCUUGGCCUGACUGAUGGCUUUAAGCCAGGCCUCCAACGCUCUGACCUCUGGCUUCCCAUCAGCUUCCCAAAGAAGCCGAGGCGCCUUCCCCAGGCAGAGCUCUCUUUCUGCCGCCUCCGGCUGCCUGCUGCGGCCGGCGGGCAUUCCGGGGGCACUCGGAGGAAGGGCCAGGGCUUGCACAGGGGUUUCUGUUUUCCUUGAGCCCUCACCAGAGCCAAGGGCCAGUCCUCUCUCCAGCUGCCACCUGGGUUUCUAGUGAUGGUGGAAGAAACGCUUUUAGUUUAUGUUCAGCAAAUAAAACUUAGGGUUUUUAUUUUGGA
This is a messenger RNA of Odocoileus virginianus texanus, 2137 nucleotides long. The record is from RefSeq and is a predicted model, not a curated record. Lineage: Eukaryota; Metazoa; Chordata; Mammalia; Artiodactyla; Cervidae.